CGCCCCACUGCCCGUGGCUCGCCGGCCCUUCCGCUUCACUCCACGGCGCCAGGGAGCAGGACGGGCACCGGGGCCAUGGAGAGGACAGCGGGCAAAGAGCUCGCCCUGGCGCCGCUGCAGGACUGGGGCGAGGAAACCGAGGACGGUGCGGUGUACAGCGUCUCCCUGCGGCGGCAGCGCAGUCAGCGCUCGACCCCAGAGGGGCCUGGAGCCCGCCAGGUCCCCACCCCGGCUGCUGACACCUUCCUUCAGUACCGCACCAGCAAGGUGCGGGCACUGAGGGCGGCCCGACUGGAGCGGCUGGUGCAUGAGUUGGUGUCCGGAGACCGCGAGCAGGAUCCUGGCUUCGUGCCCGCCUUCCUGGCCACCCACCGGGCCUUUGUGCCUACAGCCCGCGUUCUGAGCUUUUUGCUGCCACCGCCGCCACCACCACCACCACCUCCUGGGGUAGACAGCCAGAGGACAGAGGGACAAGAUCUGAACUUCAGCAAGAACCUGAGGGCUGUGGUUUCCAUACUUGGUUCUUGGCUACGAGAUCACCCUCAGGACUUCCGGGAUCCCCCUGCCCAUCAGAACCUGGGCAAUGUCCGACUCUUUCUGGGCUGGGCAGCCCCGGGAGGGGCGGAAGCCAGGGAAGCAGAGAAGCUUCUAGAAGAUUUCUUGGAGGAGGCUAAGGGAGAGCAGCCGGAGGAGGAGCACCGUUUGGCUUGGGCAGGUCCUCCAAGGGCUGCCCAGUCCCCCAGAUCAGAGCUCACAGAGGACUGCUCCGAAGAGGAAGGUCCCAGUUCAGAAGGCCCCGAGCUCCUGGACUUCAGCGUGGAUGAGGUGGCGGAGCAGCUGACCCUUAUGGACGUGGAGCUCUUCUUGCGCGUGCGGUCCUGCGAGUGCCUGGGUUCCAUGUGGUCUCAGCGCGACCGGCCGGGAGCUGCGGGCAUCUCACCCACGGUGCGUGCCACGGUGGCCCAGUUCAAUGCGGUGACCGGCUGUGUGCUGGGCUCGGUGCUCGCGGCACCUGGCCUGGCGGCCUCACAAAGGGCACAGCGCAUCGAAAAGUGGAUCCGCAUCGCCCAGCGCUGCAGGGAACUGCGAAAUUUCUCUUCAUUGCGAGCAAUCCUGUCCGCCCUGCAGUCUAACCCCAUCUACAGGCUCAAGCGUAGCUGGGGAGCUGUGAGCCGGGAACCACUGUCCACUUUCAGGAAGCUGUCGCAGAUUUUUUCUGAUGAGAGUAACCAUCUCAGCAGCCGAGUGAUUCUUUCCCAGGAGGAGGCUACAGAGGGACCCCAAGAUGAUGACAGCCCCCCAGGAAGUCUGUCUUCAAAACUGCCCCCAGGUCCUGUCCCCUACCUUGGCACCUUUCUCACAGACUUGGUUAUGCUGGAUACAGCCUUACCGGAUACAUUGAAGGGAAAUCUCAUCAACUUUGAAAAGAGGAGGAAGGAGUGGGAGAUCCUGGCCCGAAUCCAACAGCUACAGCAGCGCUGCCAGCACUACAGCCUGAGCCCCCGCCCGCCAAUCCUGGCUGCCCUUCGAGCACAGCGCCAGCUCAGCGAGGAACAGAGCUACCGUGUCUCCCGCGUCAUCGAGCCACCAGCGGCCUCCUGCCCCAGCUCCCCACGCAUCCGCCGUCGCAUCAGCCUUACAAAGCGUCUCAGCGCGAAGCUGUCCAGGGAGAAGAACUCCUCCCCUGGUGGGAGCCCCGGGGACCCAUCCUCACCCACCUCUGAAUUUUGUGUCUUUGCCAGCGUAUCUCCAGGGUCCCCCCCAUCCAGUCCUCGAAAUCGAGACCCUCCUCCUGGCAGUCCUCCAGCCUCCCCAGGGCCUCAGGGCCCCAGCACCAAGCUCCCUAUGAACAUGGAUCCACCAGGGCCCUGGCCCAUGACCUUGACCCUGAGCAGCUCUGGAAUUCCCCUCCCUGGGCAGCAGACCUCAGAGGCCCGUGUCAUCCGAGUCAGCAUCGACAAUAACCACGGGAACCUAUAUCGGAGCAUCUUGCUCACCUGUCAGGACAAGGCCCCCAGUGUGGUGCAGAGAGCCCUGGAGAAGCACAGCGUGUCCCAGCCCUGGGCCCGUGACUACCAGCUCUUCCAGGUCCUGCCUGGGGACCGAGAGCUCCUGAUUCCGGACAGUGCCAAUGUCUUCUAUGCUAUGAGCCCAGCUGCCCCUGGGGACUUCUUGCUGCGUCGGAAAGAGGGGAAACGGCACACGUCCUCUGCCUCCCCAACCUGAGGCAGUGCUCUUCUCGUUCUGGGGCACAGACACAAAGAAGAGCUUGAAACCUGGCUUCUACCACCAUCAAAGAAGGGGGCCUAUUUCCUGGAGAGCCUCCAUCUCCCAAUGAAGCCAUUUUGCUCCAUAUCCUGGGGAACUCCCAACAU
This is a messenger RNA of Acomys russatus (golden spiny mouse), 2375 nucleotides long. It is a transcript of the gene Rgl3, whose product is annotated as ral guanine nucleotide dissociation stimulator like 3. NCBI's taxonomy places the organism in Eukaryota, Metazoa, Chordata, Mammalia, Rodentia, Muridae. Bases 76 to 2226 code for a protein of 716 amino acids. The transcript is spliced from 19 exons. Gene Ontology annotation, biological process: Ras protein signal transduction; positive regulation of GTPase activity. Gene Ontology annotation, molecular function: guanyl-nucleotide exchange factor activity. Gene Ontology annotation, cellular component: plasma membrane. The record is from RefSeq and is a predicted model, not a curated record.